Plasmodium fragile is the source of this 3474-nucleotide messenger RNA. RefSeq lists its product as uncharacterized. Lineage: Eukaryota; Apicomplexa; Aconoidasida; Haemosporida; Plasmodiidae. Bases 1 to 3474 code for a protein of 1157 amino acids. The transcript has 5 exons. The record is from RefSeq and is a predicted model, not a curated record.
AUGGCACCACCUGGUCGUGGUGGUGGUGGUGGCGGUGGUACGGCCCGUGUUCCUGGCGGCGGAGGCAAGGAGCACGGCAAGGCUGGAAAAGGACAGGAUUGUGCUGAAGAUAGAGCCCAGCAGCGGCCAUCUAAGACACUGUAUGUGGUUCCGCCUAAUAACGACGACUGGAACAAGUGGAAGACAGUGUUGGAGGACUUUAAGGAAUAUAUGGAUGCACACACAGACCUCGCGGAUGCCAUAGGGGCAAACUGCUAUAAUAGUGGUUGGAAUGAUUUCGGCGACGGGAAAGACUAUCAUACGGGGCAAACCGUAGCAGACGUCGUAAGGUGCAGAGUUAUGAGUACUGCAUGGGCGUUUGCAAAUGGGUGGGAUAUGCCUGGGACUAAGACGCACACGGACGACAGGGUGCCAAUGGACACGGCAGAAGAGAAUAGGCUCAGAUGUGAAGUAGCAAAUAUAUUUGGACAUUUACUGAAAAAAAAGUAUUGCACCCGGCAAACAGGAUUCAAGAGAGGUGUAGAAUAUUCUCGGAUAGUAUUCAGGAAAAUGAACAGCCCCGGCACACCUGCAUUUGGAGCACUCCGCGGUCCUGUUAUAGAAGGCAAGUGUACAGCAUGCGGGUAUGACCAGAAUAAAAGGUCGGCACACGCCAUAAAUUUGCCUGUAGUGGAGUGGUUAUUGUACGAAGGGAAAAUAUUGCAAGGAAUCGAGAACAUAGAAGGCGGAGCGCACUGUACUAAGAAGUGGGAGCAGUAUACAAAGGGCAAGACGAAGAUGGAUAACCCGAAAGAGCUGGAUGAAGAGAAAAUCACUGAAAUAAAGCCAGAACAGGAGAACCUAAGGAAGAAAGCAACCAAGAAAAUGGACGAAGUGAAGGAAGCAUUAGAAAAGAAAAUUCAGGAAAUGAGAGAUAAGCAUAUGAAUGGCACGAAACCGGCAGAUGGAGGAGGAGACCAGAACGGGAAAAAGCCGUCGUCAACAUCACCAUCACCCGGGAGCACAGGACACGGCAGUACACGGGAAGGUCCACGGUCAGAUACAACAGCGGGAGAGGGCGUACAGGUGUCACAACCAACAACAACACAUUCGCAACCACAAGCACCUGCAUCUCCAGUAUUACCAACAACACCACCAGCCAGACCACCUCCUCCACCUCCGCCUGGAGAACAACCACCAUCACAAUCAUCGUCGGCAUCGGGAUCAGGAACAACAGUAUCGAAGGAUACCAAAGACACAGGUAAGUGCACACACGGCACUAAGGUAUAUGAAGAGAAAAAUGUGGGAAGGGGCCUCCCGGGUGCCAACUCGCGUAUCACUAUCUCCUUUGCAACGACCGCGGGAACUGAUGGUGACUGUGACAAGAAGUCCAAAGACACAGGAGCAGAUGACAAGACGGACGCGACGGUUGUGAACGCUGGUAAGGAUAACUCCGCGCCAGGACCAACAGGACCACCAGGAACAGAAGCACCAACUGCACGGGCACAAGCAACAACACCAGGAGCAUCGGCAGACGUACCACCAGCAGGUGGCACUAACACAGACCAGACCCAGGAGGAUGUGAACUCGGUAACAGCAUCCCCCGAUGGACAAACUGCACAGACUCCAAGUACCCCUGUUAGUGGUACACACACGACCGGCGUGGUUAAUGGCGCCAACGAUGACCCCCCUCCUCUCAAUCCACCCAAACCCAAACCGAACCCGGACCCCAAUCAAUCGGGAAGUAGCGGUGUAGGGGGUGGUACUGAACAGGGUACUGGUGGGGGAGGGGGUACAGGAGGAAGUUAUUCAUCCUCCGGUCCGGAACUUCCCCCCUCCAGUCCAGGUCAAGGAACAGUGCCCUCGACGACCACAACAGGGGCACCAACACCAUCAUCAGGAACAGAAACAACAUCAACAGGACAAGGAGGGGACGGUAGUACGAGUGACAACCAGGAUGCCGUCGACUCCGGUAAAGGUGGUCACGUGGAGGGCGGUAACGAUGACCCCCCUCCUCUCAAUCCACCCAAACCAAAACCAAACCCGAACCCAGAUCAAUCGGGUACAACCGGUAGCGGCCCCGGCGCGGGCGCACCAUCCUCAGGAGGUGGUGCACAUGGAGUUUCUGGUCGGGAAGGAAAGGGAGGUGCAGGUGAUGGGGGAGGUGGUGCAGGUGCAGCAGGUGCUGGAGCAGGUUCCACUGGGCCUGUGAAACCAAAUUCCUCAGGCACCGAUUCUACCGGUCAUGGUACUGCCACUACAGGAGGUGGACGUGCUGCUCCUACCCCUACCACCCCUUCCGUUCCGCCCGGCCUCACAUGGGACGAUGUCAAGUGGUACACCCCCGCGCUCAUUCCCGCGGUGGUUGGUAUUGGGGUCAUUGCCUUUUUCCUAUGGAAGUAUUUUGCGUACCUCGCCAAACGACGACGAACAUAUCGAACCCUGCGUGACGUGCCGUCACCGCCACUCGACGAAGACAUACUAGACCAUCUACAACGCGCCGCACCACCACCCGAUUACGGGUACACGAUGAUUCAGGAUAGGCAACCUGCGUCUGCUGCGGCGCGACGCCGACGACGCCCACCACGCGUGCAUCGCCGCACCAUCAUCGACCUACACUUAGAAGUGCUCAACGAAUGUGAAGCGGCCGCAUGGGAACACGUCAAAGACGACUAUUUGCAGAUUGUAUUGCAGGAGUUUGCACAGGAGUGUGCGCAGGAGUUGAUGCGGGAACAGGACACGACUAACAAUAUCUUGGGUGUUCCUACCUCGCACGCCGCUUUAGCAACCCACGAUGCGACAACCCGCGCUCCACCCACUCACACCGACGGCACAGAUCCAUGUCCACCGAAUGAACACGAACCUGAUGCAUGGAGUUGUAUGGACACCAUGCAGUUAGCCACGGACCGUUCUGCACCACAUUACUCCGUCCUCUGUGCAGUUCGUGCGAAUGCGAAUUCGGCCCCCGACCACAUUAAUUGGAUUACCUGGAUUGACCGCAACAAGUACCUAUUGCGCGCGUGCACGACGCAGCCGUGGUUUUUGCAAUUAAAAGCGAAUUGGAAACAACAUGUGCGUGAGCACAUGGCGGCAGACGAAGACCACGGGCAGCGUGCCUUCGGUGAAGUGGCAACCCUCGAGAUGCGCAAACUGCGGUUGUGGAAAGCAUGGGUUGCAAAGCAACAUGACCUUAUGAAUACAUAUAGUGAAGAGCAGUGGUUUCAACAUUUGUUGAAUAGUGUAGAGGAGGAGACAGUACCCGAAAAAGGCGAUAUACACGGAGUGGAACAUGUAAUGGCCGCAGAAGAUAUGCUACGCCUGACACAUGUACCACGGUCGCAACCACUGCAUCCGCAACUGUACAUGACAAAACCGUUAACCGCUCAAACAUGGAUACUGAUCCUGGCAUUAGUCAUAGAACAGUGCGAAAUCGAAUGUCGUUUGCAGGAGACGGAGUUAUAUGUGGAUGAUCUAUUGCAGCAACUGAGACAUUAG